ACAAGAGCGGAUCUCAUACACACACACACACACACACACUCACCUACACACACACACACACACACACACUCUCUCUCUCUCGGGCUACAGAGUAGUCCCGGGUUUCUGUAGAUGAGCGUAGCGGGGGUGAGUGGAGUGGAGAGUGUGUGGAGGAGUGUGUGGAGGAGUGUGUGGUGUGGAGUGGGCAGUUGCAGGCUGCAGGACCUGCCCCGGGGCAGCAGUGUGACCGUGCAGCGCUUCAUCCGGACACCUUCACCGCGAAGUUCGUUUUUCUCCUGCGCGUGACGGACCGAGCCAAGCCUGCGGUGACGUCAUCAGCCGGGGGUGAAUCCUACACACCAGGGAAUCUUAUACCGUGUGUGUGUGAGAGAGAGAGAGUGUGUGUGUGAGUGUGUGUGAGUGUGAGUGUGUUCAGUAUGGGGCAUCCUCCUCUGGAGUUCAGUGACUGUUACUCUGACAGCCCGGAUUUCAGAGACAGACUCAAGUCUUACGAGCUCGAGCUCGAGAAAACCAGCAAGUUCCUCAAAGACGUCAUCAAAGACGGAAACAACGUCAUUACCGCCAUCAAAGGCUACUCUCUGGCUGUGCAGAAGUUCUCUCAAACCCUGCAGACGUUCCAGUUCACCUUCAUCGGCGACACACUCACUGAUGACGAGAUAAACAUCGCCGAGUCGUUCCGUGAGUUCGCUGGCCUCCUGCAGGAAGUGGAGGAAGACAGAAUGAUGCUGGUACAGAAUGCUUGUGAUCUGCUCAUUAAACCUUUGGAGAAGUUUAGGAAAGAUCAAAUCAGUGUCACUAAAGAACGGCGUAAAAAAUUUGAGAAGGAAAGCGAGAAAUAUUACUCUCAACUGGACAAACACCUGAACCUGUCGUCUAAAAAGAAAGAAACACAACUACAGGAGGCAGAUGAACAGCUGGAGAAGGAGCGACAGAUGUUUUACGAGUCGUCAGUGGAAUACGUUUAUCAGAUCCAACAGGUUGAAGACAGGAAGAAGUUUGACAUUGUGGAGCCUGUGUUAGCAUUCCUGCAGAGUAUUCUGACUCUGAAUAAUCUGACAGUGGAGAUGACUCAGGACUUUCUGCCGUACAAACAAGAACUUCAGCUCAGCCUGCAGAAUACCCGUAAUCACUUUGAGAGCACACGGGAGGAGAUGGAGGAGCUGAUGAAGAAGAUGAAGCAGCCAAAAUCUGUGUGGCAGCAUCAGCAGCCAACCAUCGAGGGCUACCUGUACAUCCAUGAGAAAUGGGCCUUGGGAAUGACCUGGGUGAGGUAUUACUGCAGAUAUAUGAAGAACAAUAAACUGUUAGUGAUGCUGCCGACUGAACAGAAGCCUGGGACCAAACAGGUUCCUCUGGAACUCACCCUGAAGUUGUGUAUUCGGCGUAAAAGUGAGUCCAUCGAUAAACGGUUCUGCUUCGACAUCGAAACUCACGAAAGGCCGUUGGUGACACUGCAGGCGAUGUCCGAGUUGAACAGGAAGCAGUGGAUCGAGGCGAUGGAUGGAAAAGAACCCAUCUAUUAUUCCCCGAUUCAGAAACAAGCUGAAAUGAAGCUGAAUGAGGUCGGGUUCAAGUUUGUGAGGAAAUGCAUCAACGUCAUCGAGGCCAAAGGUCUGAAUCAGGAAGGGGUUUACAGGACCGUCGGCAGCAACAUCCAAGUGCAGAAACUGCUGACCUCCUUCUUUGACUCUAAAUGUCCUGGUGACGUGGAUUUGAACAGCAUUGAGUUGGACAUCAAAACCAUUACCAGCGCCAUGAAGUUCUAUUUGCGGAGCUUGAGUGAACCACUCAUGACCUACAGUCUACACAGGGAACUUAUCAGUGCAGCAAAAUUGGAGAAUUUAGAUUACCGCUUGGGGGCAGUGCACUCUCUAGUGUACAAACUGCCAGAACAGAACCGUGAGAUGCUACAACUGCUCAUCAAACACCUGGUCAGCGUGUGUAGUCAAAGCAGCACGAAUCUGAUGACGCCGUCCAACAUGGGCGUGAUCUUCGGCCCCACCCUGCUCCGAGCCGAGGAGGAAACGGUGGCGGCCAUGUUGGAUAUCAAAUUCCAGAACAUAGUCAUCGAGAUCCUGAUCGAGGACUACAAGAAGAUCUUCAGUGGUCCUCCUGAGGAAAGCUCCGCCCGUCCUGUCCCGCCCCCGAGGGUGGCAAGACGACAGCCAAUCACCAUCUCCAAAAGGCCUCCGAGGCUUUACACUGCGCUACAGCUGCCGCUCUUCGAGAGUCCAGAACAGAACGGUGCAGCACAAAACGGUUCUGAUUCCGGAGGCGACGUCACCGGCGCCAGUCCGCUCCCACCUCAGAGAAUGAAAUUAACCCCUCCCACCAUGCCACCACCUUCCGUCCCUUCAUCUCGGGUUCCUCCUCAGCGCCAAGCCGUCAUCCCGUCCACCAAACCCUCCGUCCAGCAGGAGCGCUUCUCUGAAUCCGAUGUCUCCAAGAUGGUUUUUAGGAUCCAGGACAGUGCUCAGUGGCUGGACAACGGCGAACCGAGGACCACAGUGGGCCGGACGCAAUCAUUCCAGUCCAGGACACCUUCGCAGCGGGUCGUCCCGGCAACCAGAGACGCUGAGAGCGAUGUGGUGAAAAGUCGACCUGCUGCAGAGAAAAGUGCCAUCUGUCGACCCCCGACACGCCCCCCAGACCCCCCCUCACGCUGUCUGACCAAUCAGAAGGCUCAAAAUGAAGACACAUCAGCAUCAUAUGUUGCUUCCAAAACAAAGUUUUUUGAAAAUGCUUCCAGACAGACUGGAAGUUCAUCAGCGAGCGGCGAUCUGCCGAGAUGAGACGCGACGUCACUCGCUUCUGAUUAACAGAGCUCUAAAGAAGAAAUUCAGAAGUUCAUCAUUACUAUUAUUAAUUAUUAUUAUAAUUAUUAUAAUCACGUUUGUGUUAAGGAUAACAUAUGCACACACACACACACACACACACACACACACACACACACACACACACACA
Molecule: messenger RNA, 2964 nt
Organism: Silurus meridionalis
Lineage: Eukaryota; Metazoa; Chordata; Actinopteri; Siluriformes; Siluridae
Gene: ophn1
Product: oligophrenin 1
Exons: 24
Coding region: 417-2792 (791 amino acids)
Biological process (GO): signal transduction
Cellular component (GO): cytoplasm
Molecular function (GO): protein binding; GTPase activator activity
Source: RefSeq, a predicted model, not a curated record